CUGCAUAUGCGCCAUGAGAUCUUUCAGAUUGACUAGAAGCUUUGUUUCUCGCUCGAAGAUCCCUACGCGACAUUUGUCACCCAGUGCAUCCGCAAUUCAAAGCUUACAGCAAACGAGGGCUUGUUCAUAUCGUUACAAUCCCCAGCACACCAGUAUGACUUCGCCGGCAUCCACUGGCGCUGCCUGGGGCGCGUGGCAGGUCGAACCAUCCUCUUUCACAAAGUCGGUAGUGGACUCUAUGAAGAAAUUAUAUCCCGAGGAAUUGGCAGACAGAAGCUGGGACAAUGUUGGCUUGCUCCUGUCCAACACUGACGACGGCACCGACAAGCGGAAGCCAGUGGUUAUGGUGACCAAUGACUUGACCUACCAAGUGGCUGUCGAUGCGAUUGAUCAAGGAGCCAGUGUGAUUGUUUCUUAUCACCCCUUUAUUUUCAGUGGCUUGAAGAGCAUUACCCACAAUGAUCCCCAGCAAGCAACGCUGAUUCGCCUGGCCAAGGCUGGAGUAGCCGUCUACUGCCCACACACAGCUGUGGACGCUGCACCAGAGGGACUGAACACCUGGUUGGCCAAUGUCAUCUCCGGCGAGCACAAGUCAGAGAGAUCUGUCGCUGUCCCUUGCAACACAGCACCCGAGUCUCACUCGCCCGCUGGGUACGGUGCCAUUGGCAACUUUGCCGAUGAAGUCCCCCUUAAUGAGAUUCUGAAGAGACUAGCCGAGAAACUGGGUGGGCUGCAGCACAUCAUGAUCGCCUCGCCCGUGGGCUCGGACCCGAAAACAGCCAAGGUCAAGUCCUUUGGCGUCUGCGCCGGCAGUGGCUACGACGUCCUCAAAAAGGCCGACGUCGACUUGAUCGUGACGGGCGAGACCAGCCACCACUCCGCACUGCGCGCCAUCCAGGAGGGCAGGACUCUUGUCACUGUCUUUCACAGUAAUUCGGAGAGGGCUUACCUCCAGGAGGUCCUCAAGCCCAGACUGCAGGAAGACUUAAGACGACAAGUCAAGGACGCAGAAGUCGUGGUAAGUAAAUACGACAAGGACCCGUUCACCAUUAUCGAUGUGAAGGAUCUCUAGAAAUCUAAAGGGGU
This is a messenger RNA of Emericellopsis atlantica, 1086 nucleotides long. RefSeq names its product GTP cyclohydrolase 1 type 2/Nif3. The transcript has 3 exons. NCBI's taxonomy places the organism in Eukaryota, Fungi, Ascomycota, Sordariomycetes, Hypocreales, Bionectriaceae. The coding region runs from base 14 to 1072 and encodes 352 amino acids. Gene Ontology annotation, cellular component: cytoplasm; mitochondrion. The record is from RefSeq and is a predicted model, not a curated record.